This is a messenger RNA of Penicillium egyptiacum, 1560 nucleotides long. The record is from the annotation of a GenBank genome assembly. NCBI's taxonomy places the organism in Eukaryota, Fungi, Ascomycota, Eurotiomycetes, Eurotiales, Aspergillaceae.
AUGGCCUCUUCCAGUUAUCAAUCCGGAAGCAAUGUCACAUCCGUCAAACUGCGCCAUGACAUUCCAAAGGGGCCCUACUUUUACGCCCCGCGUACUGGAGAGAUCUAUCAGGCCUUCCGUCUUUAUUCCGAUCAUCAGCUAGCAUUUACUGAAGCUGCCCUUAGCGAUGGAGCUGGGGGAUUCAAGCCCUUGCCAGCAACUUCAUCAGGUGCCAUGACGAAGAGUGUUGCUGUACCAUCUAGGUUAUACUAUACGCCAACAUCAACGAAGCCACUUGCAGGGUUACGUUUAGGAGUGAAAGACAUCUUUGAUUUGAAGGGACUACGGACUAGCGGUGGCAAUCGGGCCUUUUACAAUUUAUAUCCUCCGCGAAACACCACCGGUCCCGCAAUUCAAAGGCUCAUAGAUGCAGGGGCCGUUAUUGUAGGGAAAAUGGGCACUGUUCAAUUUGCAAACGGAGAUAAUCCCACCGCUGAUUGGGUCGACUUCCACUGUCCUUUCAAUCCUCGAGGUGAUGGUUAUCAAAGCCCCGGUGGUUCAUCAUCAGGACCUGGUGCCGGUAUCGCAUCUUACGACUGGCUGGACAUUGCCGUGGGAAGUGACACGGGUGGCUCUAUGCGUAGCCCAGGGGGACUGCAGGGACUCUUUGCCAACCGCCCUUCUACGGGAGCUGUAUCGCUUGACAAUGUCCUUCCACUCUGCCACGAACUCGAUACAGCUGGCGUUUUUGCUCGCAAUGCUGCAACCUGGUCAAGGGUUAUGCAUGCGUGGUACCAGAACUUUACUAACUAUAGAGAGUAUCCGAAAAGGUUGUUCUACCAGAACUCUUCUUUUCCCAGCUCCAGCACAGCAUCUGGUGCAAUUCUUGAAGAAUUCGUUAUGAAAGUGGAAGAUUUUCUGGGCACGAAGAGGGAGUUUGUUGAUAUCGCUUCGCAUUGGGAGAAAAGCCGCCCUUCCGAUACACCCGCGAAUAUAACUGACUUACUGAAUACAACAUAUGCAGUGUUGGUAUCUGUCGAUCAAUAUCGCUCUCUUUCUUUGCCGUUUUACGCAGACUACGCAGCAAAGCACGACGGUCGCCGACCAUUUGUGAAUCCAGGACCCUUGUUGCGAUGGGCAUGGGGCCAGAAUAAUGGUGGCGAUGCCGCCUAUGACGAAGCCCUCAAGAACAAAACGAUUUUUAAGGGCUGGUGGGAAGCCGAUGGAUACGGAAGGGCAGACGAAAGGACUUGCUCUGAGGGUAUCUAUGUAUAUCCUUACAGCAAGGGUCAAACACAGUAUCGGAAUGUCUAUUUUGAUGCACCUUCUGGGCCUCCGAUGGGCUUUAAGGAUGGUCGGGUGGCCAUCUUGGCCGGUACCCCUGAUUUGGUAGUUCCUGUUGGAGAGGUCCCAUAUUACUCCACCGUCUCGCUCAAAACGGAGUUUAUGCCGGUUACUAUGAGUUUUGGCGCAGCCCGGGGCUGUGAUCUGAUGCUGGUCAAUCUCAUUGAGGAUUUGGAACAGGCGGGUAUCUUGAAGCCCGUGAGCACGGGGCCAACGAUGUAUCCUGCGUUAGUCUGA